Spodoptera exigua (beet armyworm) is the source of this 864-nucleotide messenger RNA. NCBI's taxonomy places the organism in Eukaryota, Metazoa, Arthropoda, Insecta, Lepidoptera, Noctuidae. The record is from the annotation of a GenBank genome assembly.
AUGUCGUCGGUAACAAAACAAGACAUGAAACAAAUGUUACUAUCUCAAUCAAAACAUUCUGAUUUACUCGAGUACAAAAAGAGCAAACAUGUGGACUGGACUCAGUAUCCAUUUGUUGCUGCUUAUGUGUAUGAGCCCUCACAGGUGCACUGUGACGCUGCUGGUAUUAGUCCCCAUUGGUUGAUUACAUCUGGGUCGUGUUUAUCAAGACAUCAUAAAAACCCCGGCGGAGAAGGACGAUCAGCCUUUGUAACGUAUUGUGGAGAAUCUUGGUGGAAUCCAGAAAGAGUGGCUUACGUCAAAUACAGCCUGGUGCACCCACGUUUUAACCCAAGAGAUAAAACGCGAAGACAUCUCUAUAAUAUUGGUCUUAUUCAAGUAGUGACUUCGAUGGCAUCUGCGUGCAGCGCUUGGUCGUCAAUUACAUUGAUGUCCCAUCAAUUCGUAGCUAAUGAAGAAGGAUCUAUGGCCAAUGCUGUUGGAUGGGGCUUAGACAGAUUCGACACAAGAUACUCAUCCAAUGAUUUGCCUAAAUCGCCGCUUAUGUCAUAUGAAAAUCAAGUAUUCUCUGACUCCUGUCCUGGCAACGAAGGGUACAGUAGAGCAAAACGUCUUGAUGAAGAAGGUGGCGUCAAAAACGUGUACUGCUUGGCUUUGCCGCCGUAUGCUGGUGAGGAUACCGACCCUAUACACGGUGGCAUGUUGCUCGUAGGAGGGAAAUUAGUCGCCUUAUACUUACAGGAGGAAAGACGGCCUUGGGGCGACCAAAGUGCGCAGUACACCGGUAUCUGGCGACUUGUCCCUUGGGUGCUCGAUGUAGCUCGAGAGAAUGAGGAUGUCGACGCUUUCACGCUCGAUAUUUAG